UUAUUUAUUAUCCUUUAAAGGGGCCGCGACCUGAAAAUUUCCGUCCGCUCCGCCCGGCUCCCCAGCGCCCCCGGGCUGGUUGCGCGUCGUCCGACCGCGCGCGGGGGGCGAGGGGGCGUCCGGGGAAACGUGGGGAGCCCUGGCGAGCCCCUCCCGCGCCCGGGCCGCGGCGCUGAAUCACCGGCCAGGUUUCUGCGAAUGUGUGAAUGAGCCAGAUGCCGGCCGCUGUCCCCUGGAGCCCAGCGUGAGGAAGAGGCAUGCCCUGUCAGCCUUCAGCCUGAGCCCGGCGGCCCCCGCCCCCGCCCCCUGCCACCCUGCACUGCCCCGGCUCCCCCGCGGCCCCCACGCUGCAGUGUGGCCGGGCCCCGUCCCCACAGGGGCUGCCCCCGCCGCCCACCCCUAGCGCCCGUGGUGGUGGCGGUGGCCCGGCCCGCAGGGCCAUGAAGCUACAGGCCGUGAUGGAGACACUCUUACAGCGGCAGCAGCGGGCGCGCCAGGAGCUGGAGGCCCGGCAGCAGCUGCCCCCCGAGCCUCCCGCUGUGCCCCCCGGCCGGGCCCGCGCCACCGCCGAUGAGGACAGAGAGCCCGAGAGUGCCCGCAUGCAGCGGGCUCAGAUGGCCGCCCUGGCCGCCAUGCGGGCUGCGGCUGCGGGCCUGGGACACCCAGCCAGCCCCGGUGACUCCGAGGACGGGCCCCCAGGCUUGGAGGAGGAGGACGCAGCCCGGGAGGGGACACUGGGCUCACCAGUCGUGCCUGGCGGAGGCAGAGAAGGGCCAGGAGAGGAGCACUUUGAGGAUAUGGCCUCCGAUGAGGACAUGAAGCCCAAAUGGGAGGAGGAGGAGAUGGAGGAAGACCUCGGGGAGGAUGAGGAGGAGGAGGAUUAUGAGGAGGAGGAGGAGGAGGAGGAGGACGAGGAGGGGCUGGGGCCCCCAGGCCCCGCCAGCCUGAGCACUUCAGCCCUGUUCCCCCACAAGGCCCAGCCGCCCCAGGCCUUCCGCGGCAGUGACGGCGUUCCCAGGGCACUGGGGACCCAGGAGCGGCCCGGGCCUGGCGCUGCCCACUCUGGAGGGGCCGCCUGUGUCGCCCCACAGCUGCAGCCACCGGACCACGGGGACUGGACGUACGAGGAACAGUUUAAGCAGCUCUAUGAACUUGACGGGGACCCCAAGAGGAAGGAAUUCCUGGAUGACUUGUUCAGCUUCAUGCAGAAGCGAGGAACACCCGUGAACCGCAUCCCCAUCAUGGCCAAACAGGUCCUUGACCUGUUCAUGCUGUACGUGCUGGUGACGGAGAAGGGCGGCCUCGUGGAGGUCAUCAACAAGAAGCUGUGGCGGGAGAUCACCAAGGGCCUCAACCUGCCCACGUCCAUCACCAGCGCGGCCUUCACCCUGCGGACCCAAUACAUGAAGUACCUGUACCCUUAUGAGUGUGAGAAGCGAGGCCUCAGUAACCCCAACGAGCUCCAGGCAGCCAUAGACAGCAACCGUCGGGAGGGCCGGCGCCAGAGCUUUGGGGGCUCCCUCUUUGCCUACUCGCCGGGCGGGGCGCACAGCAUGCUCUCCUCGCCCAAGCUGCCCGUGUCCUCCCUGGGCCUGGCCACAAACACCAAUGGCAGCUCCAUCACCCCCGCCCCCAAGAUCAAGAAAGAGGAGGACUCAGCCAUCCCCAUCACAGUACCUGGCCGCCUGCCUGUCUCACUGGCAGGCCACCCUGUGGUGGCAGCCCAGGCAGCAGCUGUGCAAGCAGCGGCCGCCCAAGCAGCCGUGGCUGCACAGGCAGCCGCCCUGGAACAGCUGCGGGAGAAGCUGGAGUCUGCGGAGCCUCCCGAGAAGAAGAUAGCGCUGGUGGCUGACGAGCAGCAGCGGCUCAUGCAGCGGGCACUGCAGCAGAACUUCCUGGCCAUGGCAGCCCAGCUGCCCAUGAGCAUUCGGAUCAACAGCCAAGCCUCCGAGAGCCGCCAGGACUCCGCCGUGAGUUUGACGGGCACCAGCGGCAGCAACAGCAUUAGCAUGUCGGUGGAGAUCAACGGCAUCUUGUACACAGGAGUUCUGUUUGCUCAGCCGCCAGCCCCCACGCCACCCUCUGCUCCCAACAAAGGUGGAGGUGGCGGCGGCGGCAGCAGCACGGGCGGCCGGGGAGGAAGCAGCGGGACCAGCGGUGGCCAGGCCGGGCCCGCGGGGCUGUCUGCGCCCUCCACAUCUACCUCAAAUAACUCGUUGCCUUAACCGCAUGACUCCCCCGCCCCGCCACCGACCCCGGGGCCCACCGGCCUGGGCAGGGGGUCCAGGUGAGCCACACAGGGGCCAGCACGGCCCGAAGAUACGUGUGGGGAGGGAAGAUAUCCACAGAAGAGCCACAGCUGACGCCAAAAAGAAAAGAAAAAAUAGAUAUAAUACGUAUAUAUAUAAAGAAAAUUUAAUAAAACGGGAAAACCAAGGAACACUUGAAUUUCUCAGGUUUUGGACAUUCAGAGAGAUGAAUUGUGAGAGCGACAAAGGAAAUGGAUGAGACAGCCAAGAGGCAGACCUUUCCCGGGCGUUCCUGCCGCCCCGUGAACCGAAGGCUCUGGUGUCUGGUUUGGCCCGACCGCAACGUGGCCGGUCGUGUUUACCUCAUACAUCCCUGCACUGUGUUUUCGUUUCCGUCUGCUUUCGCUCUCAUUAUUCUCUGUUCACCUUGCGCUCACCACUCCCAGGUCCUGUGUCCAGCGAAACCCCUGAGCCAAGAUCACUGAAUUUUUUUUUUUUUUUUUUUUUUU
This is a messenger RNA of Cebus imitator (Panamanian white-faced capuchin), 2758 nucleotides long. It is a transcript of the gene ARID3A, whose product is annotated as AT-rich interaction domain 3A. The record is from RefSeq and is a predicted model, not a curated record. Gene Ontology annotation, molecular function: DNA binding. The transcript is spliced from 9 exons. NCBI's taxonomy places the organism in Eukaryota, Metazoa, Chordata, Mammalia, Primates, Cebidae. Gene Ontology annotation, cellular component: nucleus. Gene Ontology annotation, biological process: regulation of transcription by RNA polymerase II. Bases 441 to 2225 code for a protein of 594 amino acids.